ACUCAUUAGUUCAUCAUUAGUCCAUCGCUCUCAGAUUUUCAUUCCCAUACAACCGUCCUCACAAGUUAGCUGCCCUCAAUCAAUCUCAAUUUUUUCAUUCCGAAGCAACCAUACUCACAACCAAAUCAAGUUAUCUACCCUUUGGGAUCACACAAAUUUUGAGGUUAGUUAAAUUUCGGUUUGAGAAGUGUACAAGUAAUUAAAUUUUUAAUUUGUGAAUUUUUAAUUUGUAUAGUCAAAUUGGACUUUUAGAGUAAAAUUUAGUUAUAAAAUACUUGAAACUUAGAAAGUGUGUUACAUUUAGGAUUUGCCUUAAAAUUUCGGAUUUAGAAGUGUAGAAGUAGUUAAUUUUUAAUUUGUGAAUUUUUAAUUUAUAUUGUCAAAUUGGACUUUUAGAGUAAAAUUUAGUUAUAAAAUACUUGAAACUUAGAAAGUGUGUUACAUCUAGGAUUUGCCUUAAAUUUUGGAUUUAGAAUUGUAGAAGUAGUUAAUUUUUUAAGUUGUGAAUUUUUAAUUUAUAUUGUCAAAUUGGACUUUUAGAGUAAAAUUUAGCUAUAAAAUACUUGAAACUUAGGAUUUGCCUUAAUGUUUAAGUUUUAGGGGUGUAGAAGUAGUUAAUUUAGUAAUUUGUAAAUAUUUAAUUGAGAUUGUGAAAUUGGACUUUUAGAGUAUAAUUUAGCUAUAAAAUGUUUGAAACUUAGAAAGUGUUUUACAUUUAGGAUUUGCCUUAAAUUUCAGUUUUAGGGGUGUAGAAGUAGUUAAUUUAGUAAUUUGUAAAUUUUUAAUUUAAAUUGUGAAAUUGGACUUUUAGAUUAAAAUUUAGCUUACAAAAAUUACCAUUACACAAAUAAGUUAGAUGAAUUUGUAUUAUACGUAGUAUAUGGAAAAGGGUAUAGUAAUUAUAAACUUUGGUGAUUUUAGACAAAAAAAAAUUAUUUUCGAAAAUUACAAGGGUAAUAAUAAGUUAAACGUAGUAUUAGAUUAUUUUAAAUGAAUUCACAUAUGGAUUACAACAAAUUAUUUACAUUCUAGAUGGUAUGGAAUAUAGCAAAUUAAAUUGAGUUAACCUUUAGUGUUAUACAUAGUUGGUUUAGUAUUAUAUCGCGAAUUGAGUUAAACUUUAGUCAAGUGUGUUACAUAUUUUAAUAGUUAAAAGUUUAAUUAGUUAAAAUAGAUGAUAUUUUAUAGUUAAAUUAAUGUUAUACACAAAAGUUAUUUUAGAUUACUUUAGAUAAUCAAAUUAGAUAAUCAAAUUUAGAUGGAUUAGUAUUAUAUAGUGAAUAGGGUAUAUUAAUUACAUUUUUGAAAUUUAGUAUAAAUAAUAUAGCAAUUAGUUUGAACUAGUAAUUAAGUGAAUUGAGUUUAAUUUUGGUGAUUUAAGAUUACAUUGUAAUUUAUCGAAAAUUAAAUUUUUAGAGUAAAAUUUAGCUAUAAAAUGCUUGAAACUUAGAAAGUGUGUUACAUUUAGGAUUUGUCUUAAAUUUUGGAUUUAGAAGUGUAGAAGUAGUUAAUUUUUUAAGUUGUCUUUAUACGUAAUUAAUAACUGUUAGAACCUCUCAUCAUAAUUAUGAAAUAUUUCCUUUAAUGUCAAAUUGGACUUUUACUAAAAAAAAUUACUUUAAUAAUUGGACUUUUACUCUUUUACCAAAAAAUUAGUAAUUUAGUAAUUGGAGUUCAAUUUCGAAAUUAGUAAUUUAUAACUACUUAUUUCAGGAAUUUCAAAUGGACCAAAACACUUCGAACCCAGGGCCUGUUAACUGUUCCCUACUCACGUUGCCACUGCGUGCCCAUCGUGCUGACCGUGUGUGGUAUGAACCAGAUUCCAAAGACUUGUGCUUAAAAUGCGUGAAUUGCCCUUCAGCUGCAUUUGGAGAUGAGGAGAGAGAUGAAAGAGUAACAAAUAUGUUAGCUUAUGCUGGGUUCUUGGGGGUAGAGCACAUUGCCCGUAUGAAGGUGGAUCAUAGUUAAAUAUGCGCUUUGGUGGAGAGAUGGAGGCCGGAGACACAUACUUUCCAUCUUCCAUUCGGUGAGGUUGGCAUUAGCCUACAAGAUGUGGCGAUGAUCCUUGGUUUGCCCAUUCGAGGUAUGCCCCUUAGUGGUCCUACCAUUAAGGGUAAGGCUCAGUGGAUCAACCUGUGCACGCAGUCAUGUGGUUUCACUCCUUUAGAGACUGAUAUGCGCACGAGUGAUAUCACCUUGAGUGCUGUUACCCGUCACCCGAUUGUACCUGACAGUACAGACGAAGAGGUCACCGAACACAGCAGGACCCUAAUAUGGCAAUUGCUUGGAGGGUUUUUGUUCCCUGACACGAGUGGGACAAGAAUACGAUUGUACUUUUUGGAAGUCUUGCAGGGUGACUUGGCUUUAGCCCGUCGAUGGAGUUGGGGAUCGGCGGUUCUCGGGUACCUCUACCAUAACUUGUGCAACGGCACCAAGUGGGAAACCAAACAAGUUGGCGGCUGUAUGCACUUGUUACAGAUUUGGGCUUGGUCGAGGAUUUCGAUGUUCCGUCCCUCAGUACUUCAGGUAAUUCAACAUGACCAUCUUCCAUAUGGGUGCAGGUAUGUUGCCAAUUACAUCUUAAUAAUUGAGAAUGCUUUAUAUGACGUUACAUUUUUUAACUUCAUAUCGCUAAUUAACAUAUGUAGGUGGUGUGUCCCCAAGUCAUAUAAGGGAUCCCCAAGACAUUGCAUACGCUUGUACCGGGAUGACCUAGACCGCAUGAGUGAGAAUCAGUUUGAUUUCAUUCCCUACGCGUCCGAGACACUCCCACCUCUCGUCCUUAAUGAAACUCCGCUUUGGUCGGCUAGGGUCAUGCUCAUAUUUUGCAAUAUGGCCGAAAUGCAUUACCCCGAUCGAUUUCUUCGGCAGUUCCAUAUAAGGCAAGAUAUUCCGAAUGCUCCUUUGACAGGUAAUGAUAAUCACGGAAAUCGUUCCAACAUAGUAACCGGUGCCUUGGCGAUGUGGGCGAACAUACAACAUCACAUAUACUUUCUUGAUUACGCUCAACAUAUGUUCCUCGAAGCAACUAAUAGGUACCGAAAAUGGUACAAGAAGUAUGGUAUGACACGUGUCCAGAACCCUUCUCACAAUGUGCCCAUGACAGGCUACACCCCGACAGCACACGAUUGGGGUAUUGUGAAGCAAGGCGUUCACGAGGUGUAUAAGCUCUUAGCCGAUCGCGCGAGUUAUGAGGAUUGUCAAAAACGACUACGGCAAAUGGCCCUGGACGUAGGUGAUGAAGAGAUGCUCCACCGGGGCAUAUUCCAUUAUGAAGAUGAAGAUGAAGGUGGAAGUGACGAAGAGGAUGAUGCAAAUGAACAUGAAGGUGGGGGUGAGGACUCACCAUCGCCCCCUUAAUUCUCAACACAUGGUGUCUCAUUUGAUCAACCACCCCCUCAAUUCUCAACACAGGGUGUCUCAUUUGAUCAACCACCCCCUCAAUUCUCAACACAGGGUGUCUCAUUUGAUCAACCACCCCCUCAAUUCUCAACGCAUCAAGGUGUCACAUUUGAUCAACUACCGCCGUAUUAUGAUUCUUAUCAGUUCUCUACACAACCAGAUGAUUAUGUCGAGUCAUUUCUGAGUUCGUCAUUUUACUAUGGAGACCCAACGGGGCCUUGGAACACUGGCGGUGGGGACGGAGCAGGGCCGAGCGCACAACGUUAGAUGUAGUAUUAAAUAUAAUAUUAUAUGUACUCUCUAUUCAUUAAUAAAUUACAUUGAAAACUACAUUCGUUUUGUUCACUUCCAUUAAAAUUAAAAAAAUU
Cuscuta epithymum is the source of this 3770-nucleotide messenger RNA. NCBI's taxonomy places the organism in Eukaryota, Viridiplantae, Streptophyta, Magnoliopsida, Solanales, Convolvulaceae. The record is from the annotation of a GenBank genome assembly.